AGAAGAAAAAAGUGCACAAGGAAGAAAGAGGACAUUUGUCCUAACCAUUGUGAAUUGAUCUUCUUGGACCAAACUCUCAACCGCCUGAACUAUCUUCCCAACCUCAUCUUUCUCUCUUCUUCAAACAAAAAUCUUUGCUUUCUCAAAUUUUCACCAUUUUUCUUUCACGAUUCUUCGCCCUUUCUCUGAAAAAGAGAGAGAAAAUCAUGGUCCAAUUUUGAAGGUGGUAAAACACAGAAAUAAAACAUGGGUUCUGCUUCAAGAGUUGGCAGUAGCAGCUACGAUUACUCCUUCAAGGUUCUUUUGAUCGGAGAUUCCGCUGUUGGCAAGAGUAGUCUUCUCCUCAGCUUCAUCUCCAAUUCUAACAACUCUAUCCAUGAUCUCUCCCCCACCAUUGGUGUGGAUUUCAAGAUAAAGUUUUUCACAGUUGCUGGUAAGAGAUUGAAGCUCACUAUUUGGGACACAGCUGGUCAAGAGAGGUUUGGAACAGUAAUAAGUUCUUAUUACAGAGGUGCACAUGGAAUCAUUCUUGUCUAUGAUGUGACACGACGCGAGACAUUUACAAAUCUCAUCGAUAUAUGGGCAAAAGAAGUUGAGCUUUAUUCUACUAAUCAUGACAGCAUCAAAAUUCUUGUUGGCAAUAAAGUGGAUAAGGAGAGUGAAAGAGCUGUAAGCAAAGAAGAGGGAAUGGCUCUUGCACAGCAACAUAGAUGCUUGUUCCUAGAAUGUAGUGCUAAAACUAGAGAAAAUGUUCAGCAAUGCUUUAAUGAUCUCUCAUUGAAGAUAUUAGAUGUGCCAGGUUUAAGGGAAAAAGGGUCUCUUGCAGUGAGAAGGCAAAAUCAAAAACACCUGUAUGAGACAUCUCAAAGAGGUGGAUGCUGUUCUUAGUAAAUAUGCAGCACCAUGAAUGUUUGAUAGAUUUUUCAAUAGGGAUACUAUAGUUACUAGCAGGUUUUUUGUAUCAUAUCAAUUGUCACAUUCAGAUAGUUUGGAUGAUCACAUGCUCCAUUUUAUUUCUUUCAUAACUUUCACAAGAGGAUGCUUGAGAUGGAUAUUGCCUUCUCAUUAUGUUUUGGCCUCUGUAGAACAAAUUAUAUGGUAGCCAAGAUGAUCACUGAGCUUUUCAAUAUAUUGUGUCUUUUUUCUUA
Molecule: messenger RNA, 1148 nt
Organism: Vigna unguiculata (cowpea)
Lineage: Eukaryota; Viridiplantae; Streptophyta; Magnoliopsida; Fabales; Fabaceae
Product: ras-related protein RABC2a-like
Molecular function (GO): GTP binding; GTPase activity
Source: RefSeq, a predicted model, not a curated record